AUGAUUGGCUGUGGCGCUUGUGAACCCGAAGUAAAGAUGGCGGGCGGGCCGGCAGCCGCAGCACUGCCCACUAGGAAGAUGGCGGCGCGCCGCAGCCUCAGCGCCCGCGGCCAGGGGGUUCUGCAGGCGGCAGCGGGGCGGCUGCUGCCGCUGCUGCUGCUGAGCUGCUGCUGCAGCGCGGGUGGAUGUGCAGCGGCGGGCGAAAACGAGGAGACGGUGAUCAUCGGAUUGCGGCUGGAGGACACGAACGACGUGUCGUUCAUGGAAGGGGGGGCGCUGCGGGUGAGCGAGCGGACCCGGGUCAAGCUGCGAGUGUACGGACAGAACAUCAACAACGAGACAUGGUCCCGCAUUGCUUUCACCGAGCACGAGCGGCGGCGCCACAGCCCCGGCGAGCGCGGGCUGGGGGGACCCGCGCCGCCGGAGCCGGACAGCGGCCCCCAGCGCUGCGGCAUCCGCACAUCAGAUAUCAUCAUCUUGCCUCAUAUCAUUCUCAACCGGCGUACAUCGGGCAUCAUUGAAAUCGAGAUCAAACCGCUGCGCAAGAUGGAGAAGAGCAAGUCCUAUUACCUGUGCACGUCGCUCUCCACGCCGGCCCUGGGCGCCGGCGGCUCGGGGUCCGCGGGUGGCGCCGUCGGGGGCAAGGGAGGCUCCGGGGUGGCCGGACUCCCGCCGCCCCCGUGGGCCGAGACCACCUGGAUUUAUCACGACGGCGAGGACACCAAGAUGAUCGUGGGCGAGGAGAAGAAGUUCCUGCUGCCCUUCUGGCUGCAAGUGAUCUUCAUUUCGCUGCUCCUCUGCCUAUCGGGCAUGUUCAGCGGCCUCAACCUGGGACUCAUGGCCCUAGAUCCGAUGGAGCUGCGCAUCGUGCAGAACUGCGGCACAGAAAAGGAAAAGAAUUACGCCAAGCGCAUCGAGCCCGUACGCAGGCAGGGCAACUACCUGCUGUGCUCGUUGCUGCUGGGCAACGUGCUGGUCAACACCACGCUCACCAUCUUGCUCGACGACAUCGCGGGCUCAGGCCUCGUGGCGGUGGUGGUCUCCACCAUCGGCAUCGUUAUCUUCGGGGAGAUCGUACCCCAGGCCAUUUGCUCCCGGCAUGGCCUGGCUGUAGGGGCCAACACCAUCUUCCUCACCAAGUUUUUCAUGAUGAUGACCUUCCCCGCUUCUUACCCGGUCAGCAAGCUGCUGGACUGCGUCCUGGGCCAGGAGAUAGGCACCGUCUACAACCGGGAAAAACUGCUGGAGAUGCUCCGGGUCACAGAUCCCUACAACGACCUCGUUAAGGAGGAGCUGAACAUCAUCCAAGGGGCGCUGGAGCUCCGCACCAAGACCGUGGAGGACGUGAUGACUCCCCUCCGGGACUGUUUCAUGAUCACCGGCGAAGCCAUUCUGGACUUCAACACCAUGUCAGAGAUCAUGGAGAGCGGUUACACUCGCAUUCCAGUAUUUGAGGGGGAGCGCUCCAACAUCGUGGACCUCCUCUUUGUCAAAGACUUGGCCUUCGUGGAUCCAGAUGACUGUACUCCCCUGAAAACCAUCACUAAAUUUUAUAACCACCCCUUGCACUUUGUUUUCAAUGACACCAAGUUGGACGCUAUGCUGGAAGAAUUUAAGAAAGGUAAAUCUCACCUGGCUAUUGUGCAGCGAGUAAACAAUGAGGGAGAGGGGGAUCCAUUUUAUGAAGUGCUGGGAAUUGUCACAUUAGAGGAUGUGAUCGAAGAAAUCAUCAAGUCUGAGAUUCUAGAUGAAACAGAUUUAUACACUGAUAACAGAACGAAAAAGAAAGUGGCCCAUCGAGAAAGAAAGCAAGAUUUUUCCGCCUUUAAGCAGACAGACAGCGAGAUGAAGGUUAAAAUAUCACCACAGCUUCUCCUGGCCAUGCACCGUUUCCUAGCAACAGAAGUAGAAGCAUUUAGCCCAUCCCAGAUGUCAGAGAAGAUCCUUCUAAGGCUGCUAAAGCACCCCAAUGUCAUCCAGGAACUGAAGUAUGAUGAGAAGAACAAGAAAGCCCCAGAAUACUACCUCUACCAGCGAAACAAACCUGUAGACUACUUCGUUCUCAUUUUGCAGGGGAAAGUGGAAGUAGAAGCUGGGAAAGAAGGUAUGAAGUUUGAAGCCAGUGCUUUUUCAUACUAUGGCGUAAUGGCCCUCACAGCCUCUCCAGUUCCUUUGUCCCUGUCUCGUACCUUUGUUGUCAGCAGAACAGAGUUGUUAGCAGCAGGUUCUCCAGGUGAAAACAAGUCACCUCCACGCCCGUGUGGCUUGAAUCACUCGGACUCUCUGAGUCGCAGUGACCGGAUCGAUGCGAUGACACCGACGUUGGGAAGCAGCAACAAUCAGCUCAACUCUUCAUUCCUCCAAGUCUACAUCCCUGACUACUCAGUGCGAGCCCUCUCUGAUCUCCAGUUUGUUAAGAUCUCAAGACAGCAGUACCAAAAUGCCUUGAUGGCAUCCCGGAUGGACAAAACUCCUCAGUCUUCAGACAGUGAAAACACUAAAAUUGAAUUGACUCUUACCGAGCUGCACGACGGGUUGCCGGACGAGACGGCCAACCUGCUCAAUGAACAGAACUGUGUGACGCACAGCAAGGCCAACCACAGCCUGCACAGCGAAGGCGCCAUCUAAUGUCCCUCCCUGGCCCUGGCCCUGGCCCCAACCUGAGGCCCGGCCUCCUCCAUCUGACCGUGAAUCCCAUUAGUGUGAGCUUGCGUGCCAUGCUGCAUCCUGCAACAUCCUGAGACCAAAGACUUUGUCCCCUUCCUGGAAGCAGCAGAGGAGGUUGGGGAGGGCAGGAAUGGAUACCCGAGAUGUGAACCUGACAGCCAGAGCGUGGCAUUCGAAAUUAUGGAGAUGAACUUCUUCCGCCCUAAUAGAAUCAUGUUUAUUUUUUCAGCUGUACCUUUUACCAUUAUUCACGCUCCUCCUCCCUUAAUUUGCAUGGAGUUGAAAAUUGUUGCGAGAGUUACUAUUUUUUUCCCCCCCGAGAGAUCAUGUUUUUAAAAAGUAUCUUUUGCAGAGUUUGAAGUUGUUCUGUCUGAACUCUGCCGUGACCCCAUGAUGUGACCCUGAGAGGAUGGACUUGCCCCUCCAGGUGGCCUGCCUUGGGCCCCCUGGGGAGAGGCACCCUUCCUCUGUGCCCCAGGGGGUGUCGCUGUCGAACUUGAAGGAUGAAUGAAGAAAGCCGCGUGGGCACCGACCUGACAAGGCUGUGGGCACUGUGGGGCGGCGCCCGCACGGGGACCCGCACUCGCUGAUCUGAGCUCAGUGUUGUUUUAAGUUAAUGUUUAACGGUGUCCCUUUCCCUCAGAAAGGUUUAACGCUUGCUUGGAAUGUGAUCUUGCUCCCACUCUAAGGAAUUUUUAUCACCAAAAUGAAUGUUAAUGAAUUUUACACCCAUGGUUUAUCAUUGGCAAGAGGCAAGGUGGCUUCACGCGACAUUCCCACAACCUGGCCUCUUCCCCGCCCUGGCUUACCGAGCGCCGUCGCCCACCGCCCCAUCCUUGCUCUUGUAAACCCGAGAUGCUGCUACACAGAUGCCAAAUGGAAAUCUUCCACAGGGCUCUUGAGUAAACUCGCGGUAUGGUGUCCACGCCCCUCCCCUGCCCGCUGUCACUGUCAGAAAACAAGUGGGACCUUCCAGCUGUGCUCUGUGCUCUGCGCCAGGAGGGCAUCUUUAGACCCAUGUGUUUAAAGGAGAGAACUCUGGGGCCUGCAGCCCUGCCCCUCCUUCCAGGGAGCCAACUGUCCCUCUUCCCCUCUGUCCCUGGGCCCAUGGGGCCCAGCAGUGGCCGUGUCCCCGCCCGAGGACCUCUGUGCCUCCCGCCUCAGACGCGGUCCACGCCAGAGAGGCUGCCUGUACAGCCAGGGUCGGUUGGCCCCAAACAGGGAUUCAGAAACCAAAUGUGUGUUGUGGCCAUUUCGUGUGUGUCUCUGUCUUAUUUUAAUACCAAAUUCAUCACGUGUAGUGAAAUUAAUGUCAGGCGGUAUUUCUUGAGUGACUGAGCUCUUAAUUAUCUUAUCUGUGUUUUAAGUGUUAACCCAAGGGAGACGUGCAUUUUGUCGGCAACAUUUAUACACUGAAAUGAAUUGCUCCUGAGCGCUGUUUUCACAUAGAACUGUCAGUCUGCGCUGCAUCCAGUCACUAGGCGAGAGGAUAGCCUUUUCUCCAGUGGGUCCCACUGAGCAAAGGGCAGCCCUGGGGCUAAGCAGCAGUUCUCUUCUCCUUCGUCCAGGUAGGAUGGUGCUCCCCAGGCUGGGCUCUGCCGGGCGGGAGCUGUGGGUGGCGGGGGGGAGGCCAGCAGUGUGUGCUGGGCUUGCUUUCCAGCCAGCAGCUCAGUGGCUUCAGUGUCAGAUGCGCCCCUGGCUCAGCAUUUCUUCUGGAACCUCAGUCAGGGAGUGGCUUCCUCAGAAGGUACCACAUCCCUCAGGGAAGUACUGGCCUCACCUGGUGGACAUCAGGGCGCCCCCUAACGGAACCCAGGCCUGCUGCUGGUGUCCAAGCUGCUAUGGUGGAACUUGACAUUAGUGGGGUGCAGCACUGCAAGUGCCCCCUUUUGUAAACAAAUCUAUCCAGACGUAAAGGCCUCACUUUCUAAUGAUGUGUCUUGCUGAGGACAAUGCCAGCUUGGCGUGACAUGGCAUCCGAGGCUGUCUGUAAGGGGCACGGAAACAAGAGAGUUCCCUGUAACAAAGUGAAACCCAGGCCUUGCUGGGGAGGAAGCUUCUGCCUCUGGGCUGGGACAGCACUUGCUGUCCCUGUGCUGUGGUGGUUCCUCCGGCCGCCAAGCUCUUCACCCAUCAGCCUCCCCUGGCCGAACUGACUCAAUCUGCCUCUCCACACAGUCUGUCUCGGGGUGCCUUGCUACUGGAAGGCGCCUCUGGAACCAGAGUACUAUGAUUUUUGGAUCUUUUUUUGGAGCCCUGCUGCUCCUCUGUGAAUCCUAAAGCCCUGUUGAGAGUAUUCCAGCUGCCAACUCCUUGACUUCAGGGAGAAAUUUUUCGAUGCCACCUUACCUGUUCAGUGUGUGGCUUUUUGAAGAAGCCUCCUCUAUUCAAGGAGGGAGAGCUGUGUAGGGGGGUUCCCGGAGGAUGAGGUUUUAGCCUCCCGAGUUCAUGUUUAUUUUCUAUAAACCACUCUUUGCCUUUGAUUUUUCACCCUAUGUUAGAACAGUGGGGCAUCCAACAUAAGUUCUGUCUGGUCCCUUAAGGAAUGAAGGCUAACAUUUGGCUACAGUUACAUCUGCUUUGGGGAAAUCUCCAGACCCUGCAGAAAGAAACACUCAACAUCUGAGGGACAGAUUCCUUUUUCAGGCCCCACGUUCCUUCUGGAAACUAACUUCAGACUGUUGAAGGAGAAACACAAGCUCAUUGCUUCUGUGGGGCAGCGGAAUGAUCUUGACGUAGAAGGUCUCUGCAGUUCAUGUCUGUAAAGUCAAUGUAAGCAAGGCAGAGAAAGACCAUCAUGUAGUUGAGAUCUUGAUGUGCAGGGGCCCGUCAGCACCACUGAUGGAUCAUCCUGUCCUAGGGCUGCUGGCUUUGUAAGCGUGGCCCUGGAGUGGGCUGUGGAGCAGACACAGGCCCUGGGAUCCUGAGUUCUGUGGCAGCCCCAUUGUCAGGCCCAGGGCCUGACUUCUCUUCGGGGGCCUCCAUGACCCCUGCUGUGAACCCUGGUUCUGUGGGACCAGAUAGGGCCACCUCCUGCUCCUAAAUAGCAUUGUGGCAUCCUGAAAGUUCCUCCUGGAACUGGAUCCCUAGCCUCCAGACCUUUCCAGGACAAUCUGCUUUCUCUUCAUACAUGAGAAAGACUUUUUUUCCCCACUGCUUUAGAGCCCCCCGCCCCCUUUAAUUCUUUGUUCCAUAUUGAUCAGGCAAGUCCCAAAAUCAUAUAUUUAAACUCUUAGGAGAACAGAACCUUAAGAUUUGUGCGUGCAAACUGGGAUGCGAAUCGACUCGCUUAGGCCUUGGGUCUUACAUAAUUUGAAUUGGAAAGGACACCCCAUUUAACUCUUUUUUUCCCCCUCCCUCCUGGAAGAGAGCUCAGUGCCCAUGCUGACAGGGUUGUCUCCCCAAGUGGGAGGAGUAGGGCCUCUUGCCGUUUUCUAAUAGUGUUUCAAGGAACUUUUGUGCAAAUGUGGAAUGCAAAGCUUCACACUACUAUGGAACGUUAACUGUGAAUACAUUUACCUGUGCUACCCCCAGUACUAUUCAACUAAAGGACCAGCUUUUCCAAGUCUAGGAAAACUAGUGGUAGAUGCAAGUAAAACUGCAUUUUCCUUAGGAAAUGAAGCAACAGGAAUUGGGGCUAAGCAGGGGCCGUGAACUUCUGUCCUCAAAUUACCUCAGGUUGAGGAGCAGACCUAAGUAGGCCCUGGCUAACUGAGCCUGUAUCCCGGCUGGUCAAAAACAAAACCCAACGAUGUCAUCUUCUGACAACCAGCCAGGGAUCUGACCGUCUUUGCCUCUCCUGGGCCGGACACCAGGAUGCCUCCAGUGUUCCUUCCCCAGGGGUGAUGCCAGGCGGAAGACUCGCCUGGGCCAGCAUAGGGAGGUGCUCUCCUUGUUCUCCGGGAUCCUAAGCAAGAGGCCACCGGCGAGCAUUGGUUUGGUGCAUGUCACACGACCCAAGCUCCUUGCUGGCAGGAGAGCAGGAACAACUCCCCUCUCAGCUUUGAUCCCAGAGACAAGGUUUUCUUGAAGAGUGUUAAGGCCACCGAGGCUGAGCCGGCGGUUCAGGGCGUGGAGGCUUCUGGGACACCAGGGCUUGCUUUCCUACUUGAGGACACAGGCUCUGGUCCUGGGUCUGGUGUAGUUUUGUUCCGGCCUCUGGACUAGUGGUGCUUCUGUCUAGGAAGGACAUCUGGGUGGGUGGGAGGUUAACCCAGACUCAGGAGGGAUUUAGAGAGGUCAAUAUGAACGUGAUUUGAGGAUUCAGAAACUUUUCCCAUGUAAAUACAUCAGUGAGCAACCUACUCAGUGGAUUUUUAUACCUCAGGGCCAUUUGCAAACCUUUAUCUUUCCACGUUUCUCUUGUAUUCCCACGGGCUGAUAGGAGAGAUGAGUUCAGAGAAUUCUAGGAUGCUGUUCCCUUGCCUUCAUUUGAGGAUGUGCGAGGCAGUGGUGCCAAGCUUGCUUGAGGCCGACCGAGACAGUGGGCCUCCCUGCUCUGCACGCGCAUGCAGGCGUCCUUCCUGCAGUGAGUGCUUGCCCACCCGUUUUCCUCCUGCCCUGUCGGAAUUCAGGAAGAUGCCAGAGUCCGUGGCCAGCCCUGCGAGCAGGAGGAAGAUGGCGGUUCACAGCAGCUGCCCAGCUUGGAGCAGCUUUCCUCCCACCUCCUCAGGCUGGGGACCUUCUUCGCUUUUCAGACCUUUGUGGUUGGCUUGGCUUAAGUAAAGCUUUUUCUCUUUAUCUGCUGGAGCCACUGACAUCAUCUCAGUAGAGUUGUUUUAUAUAUCAGGCUGUACUGGAAGCAACAUGGAAACAAAGGUUCUAGUGGCAAGAGUAUAAAGUUCUAGGAGUUUGUGCGCCAAGACCCACCAUGUACUGUGAGAUUCACGUGAGUACAUGUUUUCAAGUUUCCAUAAUACAUUACAAUGAACAAAUUGGAAGAGUGGCUGGGAGUAUUGUCUUGCCUCACGUGGCAGGGUAUCUUCUGGCAUUUGUCCACGUCCGCCCAACAUGGAUUCACCUGGGAAGUGAUUCUUUUGGGGCCAGAUUCCUCUCCAGACUCACCCUGGAGAGACCUGUCAAAUGGACCUGGUGGGCUUUGGGUGCCUGCCCUUUUAGUUGCAGGCCCCUUGGGUAUAAACAGCUGGUUUCAGGCUCUCAGAGCACAAGACAGAGGGGAAGAGAAAGGCCUCAGGACUCUCAUUCCCCAGAGAGCACCAGCCUAGCUCCUGAUUCCUUACUCCCCGCAUCCGAAGUCUACUGUGAAGGUGGAAUGUGUCAGUCCAUUGACUUUUCUUGUUUCUGGAGUCCUUUAAGUUCACAAAUGUAUAUGCUUUAUUUUAUAUGAUUAUUUAUUAUGUACAUAUGCCUCUACCGUUAGUACCCUGUCUGUGACUGAGAUGAGAUCUGCUCUGGAGCCCCUUAUCCAUGGAGCCUAGGGUUCUGUUGUCUUUCCAAGUGGUGAGAAGGAGCGCUUUCGUUUUUGUCUUAAACAGGUUGCUGCUCUUAAUGUUGGUCCUAGUGUCCCGGCCCCUUUUGCUGGGCCCACCUCUGUUCCUGACGGCCAGUGUUGGGGAUGAGGAUGGAGGCGAGUCUCCUACUUGAUGGCAGGGCCUCUCAAGAACCUCUGUGAAAUACUUUCGAGGUGGUCUCCAGGUGACUGGACCUAUCCUCUAGGUGGUGGUACAGCGUGGCUGUGAGGCCAGAGCCUCCUUCCUCACUCUCACACUCCCAAGCCAGGUGGGUGUCCUGGCCCCGCGACAGUGAUGGUGGUCUCUAAUUCCCACCUUGGAUGGCAGAAUCCAUCUCUCUGGACCACGGAAGCUGCCUGCCCAUCCGGGCUUCUGAUAAUGCCUUUUCUUGGUUUGAGGCCCAGCGCCAACAUUGCCUUGGUGCCUCGAAGACCCUGCUUUUGUGUCUGAUUUCUGUCCUCCUUAGCCUUUACUCACUGUAUCAUAGUGUACAUUUCAUGCUUUGUAGCAGUGAAGUUUUCUGAACACAGUAUUCAGAGCUGUGUACAUAAACCUAAAUAAGCACAAAUGACAUGUAUAGGUUUCAUGAGCUGAUUGUCAUAAAGAAUGCAUUUUAUAAUUCAAAUGAUGUUGUAGAUUUACAAUCUCCUAUUUAUUUUGUAUCAAUUUAUUUGUAAAUUUUGUGAUUGUUUUAAAAGGUUUUUGUUCAUUUCUAUUAUUCUAUUUAGAUAAAUGAUGAUUUCUGUUCACCCUUCUAGCGGAUGUGUGUUCCCUUCCCCCUGUCAUCUAUGCAACACUGACCUCCGUCCCCUGUCUGGUGGGAGAGUUGGGCAGCACAGCAGGGCAUGUCCUUUGGACGGACACCACCAAGUCUUAACGCUACAAGACAAGUGGAGCUAGAACUGUGCCUCCAGCUUCCAGUUGGGUAGAGCCAGUGCCAGGGGUGUGUUUGCCUUUUUAGGAACUGUAAUCUGCCCCCAGUGAGUUCACUUUAGAUGAAGCUACUCGGGGUAGCCACUCAAAUUGCCCCAGACAUUUGCUGCGCAGUCACGAAUAACACAUUUCACUGGCAAAGUGUCUUAAGCUGUUUCUCCCUAGGCGAGACCAAAGGCCUUAUUCAAGCCUCUCAACUGGCUCUUGAAGAUGGAAGUGGCUCUGUAGGUCCUUCCCUGUGAUGGCAAGCCUAGGAGAAAGGUCACAGUGGGCACAGAUGAUCUACCCUCAAGUUAAAAACACUGGGCAUAGUGUGGUGAGUUGUGUUCGGAUGCUCUUCAGGAUUCAGCGGGCCUCCCACAUCCCCUAAUAAGCCACGUCCUCUCCCACUGUCACUUCUUUUCUGGUCUUCUAGUCCACCUUGCCCUCCUCACUCACGUGACCAGACCCCGAGGACUUUCCUGUCCAGGUUCACAGCCCCUCUGUGAUCCACUCCUAGACCACAUCCUUUGGAAUCCUUUUUUCCCUCCACUCUUAGUCUGGUUUAUAGUCUUCUGAGAACUGAGCCUCUUGAUGACUGGUUCCUUGUUCUUCCCACCGUAUAUUGUUUAACCACGAUGUUCAGUCUGUCUUACUUACACUGGUCCUGUGCAUGGGGACCUAUCAGUGAACUGCUGACCAGAUUGGCUCUGAGAUGCUUCUGACCUAACCACCACUCCCACCUCUCCAAUCACCACCCCGUUUCUUGAAAGUAGAACAAGGUAGAUCUACUUUCCAGUGAAGUGCUAUCUUCUUGGGAGCCUGUGUGCUUUCCUUAGAAGCGGAACAAAAACCCGCAGCAGGGCCGGGGUAGGACUGCUCUCUUUGCUUAGUUUGUCCUGCUUUACAUCACUUUGUCUGGAUGAGUCCUGAGUUCAAAUCAGGACAUUCUCCAAGGAAGAUAAAGGUGAUCUUCCUACUGUGAACAUGAGAUUUGCCUAAACCUUCCCUCUGCUUCCAUAGGGUUGCCCACAUGUUGGUUCAUUUCUAAGCUUUAUCAUGGAAAAAGCUCUGGGGUUUCUAUUUCAUCUAACAAAUUAUGCUCCCCAGCACCUCUUCUCAACUCAGCACUUCUGAGGACACAGAUAGUGAUCAGAAGGUCUUGUAGAGAAAGCGACUGGUACAAACUGAAUGACCUUUUUGUUAGCCUGGAGGCGAUUUCUGCAAACACACUUUUGAAGGUAAUUCAGUUUAAUCAAGAGAUGAUUCCUCAUUAAAGCCAAAAUGUUAAAUUACAUGGGAUGGCUAAUAAACUUUUGAUUCCUUUGUA
Molecule: messenger RNA, 10380 nt
Organism: Sus scrofa (pig)
Lineage: Eukaryota; Metazoa; Chordata; Mammalia; Artiodactyla; Suidae
Gene: CNNM2
Product: cyclin and CBS domain divalent metal cation transport mediator 2
Biological process (GO): magnesium ion homeostasis; transport
Cellular component (GO): plasma membrane
Molecular function (GO): magnesium ion transmembrane transporter activity
Source: RefSeq, a predicted model, not a curated record